ACUUACGCAGUAUAGCUCGCCUGCCUUUAAAUUCAGUAGCAGCUAGGUGUAAUUUGCGUUGUUUUGCUCCUCUCUUUCAAUAUACCCAAUAAAACAUCUAUAUUUUAAAUAUAUUAGUCCAGGUAGCUGCGUGUCGUAUUUGUUAUUCUUUAUGCGUGAGUUUAAUAAGGUCGAAAUUUAAGCAUGAGACUGAUCGUCGUUUGGCUUUCGUCUUUUAUUCUUGUCUGUGCUGAAAAUAUAGAUGAAAAUCCAAAGCGAUAUCUUCUCUACGAUUGCAACCCAGGAGAGGGAUUUAAUUUACGAAGAGAUGUGUAUAUAAGAAUGUCAAAUUUGGUUAAGGCAUUGAGAGAUGACGGCAAGAAGGACCAAAACUGGGUUUUGGUGUUACCGCCAUGGGGCCGAAUCCGAUAUCAUUGGGACGAGGAAGAAAUGGAAGAAAGUAAAAUAGCAUGGAAAUCUUUCUUCAAUGUAGAAAGUUUAUCAUAUCACGUUCCCGUAAUGGAAUACGAGGAUUAUGUCGAAGAAAUCGGGGAACCGAAAGUAGACGAAAUUUGGUAUUUACAGAGAUUCAAGGAAGGUUGGAAAGACGGUAAGUUUGAAGAAAAAAUACACGAAAGAGAAUGCAAUGAUCCUGCCGUGUAUGAAUCGGACAACGAAGGAAAGAUUCGUGGAUGGUUCUGGGGAUAUUUUGAAACUUAUGCUACGAAAUUUAAAUGCGUUUCUUCCCAAGGUACAUCAAAAGUUUUAAUACGCCCUUUGAACGGGGGUAACACAACCGCAAGAUCUGUGUUCCUGGAUCGUGGAGAAACCGUUAUGCAUGAAAUGUUUGGCGGAAAAAAUUACUGGGACUCUAGAAGAAGCAUGGUAUUUGCAAAACACUUGCGACAAGAAGCUGCUGAAAUUAGAAAGAAGUAUCUAGAUUCCGACGACGAGAGAGACAACACUUACAGGCCUGAAGAUUGGAGAACGCCAAAGAUUGAACCUGGCACUGCCAAAGGAGGUCCAUAUAUAGCAGCACACCUGAGACGGAAAGAUUUUCUUUAUGCAAGAAAAGAAAAAGUUCCUUCGAUCGAAAACACUGCUAAGAAGUUGAAAGAACUCAUGAAAAAAUACAAGGUUUCCAAAGUAUUCGUCGCUUCAGAUGGUACCAAAGAAGAGAUGAGCGAAUUAAAGAAACUUGUACCUGAAGUAGUUAUGUACGAAGGCACAAAAGAACGGGAAAAACGAUUAAAGAAAGGUGGAGUUGCAAUUGUUGAUCAAAUCAUAUGUUCAUAUGCAAGAUAUUUCAUCGGAACAAGUGAAUCCACAUUCUCCUUCCGUAUUCAAGAAGAACGAGAGAUCAUGGGGUUCGACAGAGAUACAACAUUUAAUAGGUUAUGUGGUGACGAAGAAGGUGACGAUUGUCAACAACCGAGCAGAUGGAAAAUUGCUUGGGAAAGCGAUGGAGAAAUUUGGGAGAAAUAGCAAUUCUAAUUUCAUUUUGAUCUCUGAAUCUGCACAAUCUACUAUACUACAUCGUUAUUAUUACGUAACAAGCAAAUCACGCCUCUGGAGAUAAUCUGCAAUACGUUUAUAUUCUUAGCUCAAUUUAUAAUAGCCUAUCAGGUAUUUCUUAAAAAGUAGAUGUACUUUAUUGCUACAAAGAA
Molecule: messenger RNA, 1646 nt
Organism: Styela clava
Lineage: Eukaryota; Metazoa; Chordata; Ascidiacea; Stolidobranchia; Styelidae
Product: GDP-fucose protein O-fucosyltransferase 2-like
Biological process (GO): protein O-linked glycosylation via fucose
Molecular function (GO): peptide-O-fucosyltransferase activity
Source: RefSeq, a predicted model, not a curated record